CAAAAUGGAAAAACCUAGCAAUGACAAUUUGAGGAGGCUCUCUAUGUACUUUUCAGGCAAAAGUCUGAUUCAGCCACUUGUUAAGGUUACUCCUGAGUUGAAGAAAAUCGAGGAAAAGCAUCAGAAGAAGUUAAGAAUGCUGCAGAAGAAACCAUCGACUAGGAGCCCUCAUGGAUGUGAUUUUUUGAGUCCAAAGAAAUUGCCCAAAUCUCCAUUUAAAUAAAGAAAAAGAUGAACCUGAGAAGAUCUUAAGCCAACAGUUUGAGCUUGAUGAGACUUUCGCACACAAGGAGCCAAGCGAAUUCCUCAUUUUUGAAACUUCUCAAAAGAACAAAAGCGUAGCAGUCAAUGGGGAUAUAUCUGGCAUAAGAAGACCUAAACCAUUGCUGAAUAAAUUAAAUCUGAGUGUGGUUACUAACAAAUCAGUCAAAAGGUCUUCAAAAAUCUCUCUUUCGGUAAAUGCAACACCUGCACGGAUACAUACUGGCAAAAUGGGCAGAUCCUUUAUUAAAAGGCAACAGAAAGAUGACACAGCAGAUAAUAUAUCCGGUGUUAUGUAUUACCUUCCUGAGAAAGGAGGAGGGUUCAAGUGUGAAAAUGCUCUCAAUUUGAUUCCAUUAAACAUGCAACCUAAUAAUAAUACCUCAGAAAAUGAGGACUUUCUAAUUUGAAAAGAAAAAGCUGAAAAAUUGCUAAAGUCAUUGCAAGAUCGGAACCCAGAUCAAAGAAUAAAAGAGCUAAGUGUGCAGGUAUUUGGAAUGAACAGGAUACCUGAAAAUUCAAGAAAAGCAGCAUAUUUAGGAACAGAAUCAUUCAACGAAAAGCGAGACAGCCACGAUCCUCACGGCCAUGUUUACUCAAAAGAAGUCCUCAAAGCUUACAAAUAAACUCCAAGAUUUUGACAUAGGAGCCCCUAUCCCAGCCCUCGCUUCUAAAACAGGCCCCCAAAAAGCCACCUACGACCUCGAAACAGUAGCUAAAUAACCACUGAAGGGCUGUGUGGCAAUGCAGGAGGAUAACCAGGGCUAUGAACCGGAAACAAAGGAAGCGCAACCAGAACCAGUCGGUUGCGGUCUCUGAGCUGUCAGAGAUGAGUUUUAACAAUAAUUCUUCAGUGGACAAGUUGAUUGAUGAGGAGGUGGAGAAGUUGAAGGUUAAGUAUAAGAUGAAGAGGAGAGGGGGCUCAGCACUGUAUGGAGGAGAGAGACAGAAGGCAGCAAGGCCUUUAAGAGGCAGUUAUAGGAUGAGUGGGGGAGGGCUGAGGCAGAGUAGGGAAAAUCAGUCUGGUAGGUUUAACAAGGAUUUUGAACAUGAUAUCAUGUUGGAUGCUAGUGAAUUUGAUAAGAAUUCCCAGACCUUUGUUAAAGUAAGGAGGCCUAAUAAAGGCUCUUUGCUGGAAAAGUGUCAAAAGAUUAUACAAAUGAGCAAGCACGAGCAUUCUAGCAAGCCUCAAAAUUUGAAUAUCAAAUCUUGUACAAGUUCUGUUGAAUAUUUUAUCAAACAGUAUGAUAAAUUGCAUCAGAACAUAUCAAAUGCAAUAAAAAAGGGAGCAUAUGCAAGGAGGAGAAUAUAUGAGUCUUAAAUAACUUACAAGUUAUCUUAAAUAGUUACCCA
This is a messenger RNA of Moneuplotes crassus, 1614 nucleotides long. The record is from the annotation of a GenBank genome assembly. NCBI's taxonomy places the organism in Eukaryota, Ciliophora, Spirotrichea, Euplotida, Euplotidae.